Anolis carolinensis (green anole) is the source of this 2963-nucleotide messenger RNA. It is a transcript of the gene sppl3, whose product is annotated as signal peptide peptidase like 3. The record is from RefSeq and is a predicted model, not a curated record. The coding region runs from base 352 to 1506 and encodes 384 amino acids. Gene Ontology annotation, molecular function: aspartic endopeptidase activity, intramembrane cleaving. Gene Ontology annotation, cellular component: cytoplasmic side of endoplasmic reticulum membrane; lumenal side of endoplasmic reticulum membrane; Golgi-associated vesicle membrane. Lineage: Eukaryota; Metazoa; Chordata; Lepidosauria; Squamata; Anolidae. Gene Ontology annotation, biological process: membrane protein proteolysis. The transcript is spliced from 11 exons.
CCCCCUCCCCCCUCUCCUCAGAGCCGAGGAAGGGAGUGAGGGAGAGUAGAGCGGGCGGCCUCGCCUCGCCUUCCCAGUCGGCGCGCUCCGAACCGUCCCGAACCGCCGGCCAUGAGGCUCGCUCGACGGCGCGGGACUGCGGCUUUGCUGCCCCGGCGGAGCGGCCGUUGAGGCCUCGUGGCCUCGCCUUUGCGCGGCCCAAGCGGGAGCCCCUUCCUCACACAGCCGACGCCGCCGACGCCAUGUUGGGCCGGGAUCCGCAGCGGGGCCGCUCCUGAGUCCAGUCCAGUCGGAGGAAGAAGAAGACGAGGACGAGGAGGACGAAGAAGCAGCAGCGAGGCGUCCGGCGCCAUGGCGGAGCAGACCUACUCCUGGGCUUACUCCCUUGUGGAUUCUAGUCAAGUGUCUACGUUCCUCAUUUCCAUUCUCCUCAUAGUAUAUGGCAGCUUCAGGUCCCUCAAUAUGGACUUUGAGAACCAAGACAAAGAAAAGGACAGCAGCAACUCAGCUGGGCCCUUCAAUGGCAACAGCACCAACAAUAGUAUCCAGACAAUUGACUCCACACAGGCGCUGUUCCUUCCCAUUGGGGCCUCGGUGUCUCUCUUAGUCAUGUUCUUCUUCUUCGACUCGGUUCAGGUUGUCUUCACAAUAUGCACAGCAGUCCUUGCAACAAUUGCCUUUGCAUUCCUGCUGCUCCCAAUGUGCCAGUAUUUAACACGCCCCUGUUCACCUCAAAACAAGAUCUCUUUUGGCUGCUGCGGACGUUUCACUGCUGCUGAGCUGCUCUCCUUCUCUCUGUCCGUCAUGCUGGUCCUGAUCUGGGUCUUAACUGGGCAUUGGCUCCUCAUGGAUGCUCUGGCCAUGGGCCUCUGCGUCGCCAUGAUCGCUUUUGUCCGGCUUCCGAGCCUCAAGGUUUCGUGCCUGCUGCUCUCGGGCCUCUUAAUUUAUGACGUCUUCUGGGUGUUCUUUUCUGCCUACAUCUUCAACAGCAACGUUAUGGUGAAAGUGGCCACGCAACCCGCUGACAACCCCUUAGACGUUUUAUCCCGGAAGCUUCACCUUGGACCAAACGUUGGCCGAGAUGUUCCCCGCUUGUCGCUGCCAGGCAAACUUGUAUUUCCAAGUUCCACAGGCAGCCAUUUCUCCAUGCUGGGCAUUGGCGACAUUGUGAUGCCCGGCCUCUUGCUCUGCUUUGUCCUACGUUACGACAAUUACAAGAAGCAAGCCAACAGCGAGGCCUGUGGUGCACAAGGGCCGGGGAACAUCUCUGGCCGCAUGCAGAAAGUCUCCUAUUUCCACUGCACUCUCAUUGGAUACUUUGUAGGGCUUUUAACAGCGACCGUUGCGUCUCGCAUUCACCGGGCGGCUCAGCCGGCACUGCUCUACUUGGUACCCUUCACCUUAUUGCCACUCCUCACUAUGGCCUAUUUAAAGGGCGAUCUGCGUCGCAUGUGGUCUGAACCAUUCCACUCCAAGUCCAGCAGCUCCCGCUUCUUAGAGGUAUGAUGGCACAGACGGAAAGCGACCGGAACUUCGGCCUGGUCCCUUUUUAAAAAAACAAAAACAAAUGGCUCACAGCUUGGUUGUCCGUCCCUGAAGCUGGGCUGGUACUGGGGAGAAUAACCCAAUGGUGGAAAAAUGUACAAAUGGAUUUUUUCUGCAUCCAAAGGAGGCGAGCGCAAAGGUUUGUGGGGUGGGGUGGCCCUCCCUCCCCGCUGGCCCUCCCUCCCUCCCUCCUUGUGUACUUAGAGACAGUGGGCCGGGCUGGCCGCUCUUCUUCCCUUUGUCCUUCCUCUCCUCCUGUUUACGGAGGUGUUUCUGGGGAGAGGAGGGGACAGACUCGCCGCGGAGGACCUUGUGGACACUACAAGAAGACAUCAUGGCCGCCGCGCUGGGAAAUUCUCAGAAAAAGCCCUGCAAGUACUUUGGAACUGUUCUGUUUCUUUUUGUUUUUUCUCCUCUUGGACUCUGGGUUCAGAGCACCGAGACAGAAGCUCUUCUGUCGCUAUAAUCUUUCUUUUUUGUUUUUGACUUUAUUAACUCUUUUUUUCCCUGUGGUGUGAGGUGACUUAUUAAAUCCACAGACAUGGAGUAACUUCUGGCAGUAUACCGUAUUGAGGCUCCGUUGUAACCAGUGCCCUCACCACACCCGGCGUUGUGUUGCAGCGGACGAGGGCACGACUUUUGUACACACACACGGACACGGACGACACGCACCCACGCACACGCACACCCAUACACACAUGCACAUACAGAGAUGUGAGAUAUAUAUCUAUAUAUAUCUGUGUGUGUAUAUAUAUAAAUAUAUAUAUAGAUAGAUAUCUGUGAACGGAUAACUGCAAAGGAAAACCCUGCUAGGAUCAUGCUUUGUAGCUCACAGGGGCUUGCUGUAAUUUUUAGCAUGUAGAGCAGUUUACUCUGGCUUUUCUUGUAUAUGGAUCGGCAACUCUCCUGCUGUCUCUUUCCCCGACCCACCAGUGACGCUUCAGUUCUUUUUUAAAAACAAGUGUAGUCUUUUGUACUGAGUGUACUCCUGGAUUUUAGGGGAUUCUUUGCUUUCCAAUCAAUGUAGCAGAAACCUUGGGGAGGGACACAGCUGACGCCCUUCGCCCCUUUUUCGCUCUUGACGGUUUUCUUUUCACAGCCCCUCCAUGACCGGAUUUUAGUAGCGCCCUCCUCGACCCCGGUGCAUGUAUUAUAGCAGCCGUUGUCUUUGUGUGUUCGGAUCAUAGUAAUGUAUGACUUGUAAAUACAUUUUUUCUAUUUUCUAUUUUUUUGUAAUUUUUUUGGCAUUGUUUCAUUAGUGUGCUGUAUUUUUCUCCCCCCUCCCCGCCCCCCAUUCACCGACGUUAAAAAGAGAGCAAGACGAGUGAGCAAGCGAGAACACUGUCCUCCGCUGUUGUGAUUGGUCAAAGUUUAUGAUGACUGCUUUGUACCUCUUAAAAAACGUGGACUUUUCUAAA